Molecule: messenger RNA, 2639 nt
Organism: Anoplopoma fimbria (sablefish)
Lineage: Eukaryota; Metazoa; Chordata; Actinopteri; Perciformes; Anoplopomatidae
Gene: znf513a
Product: zinc finger protein 513a
Exons: 5
Coding region: 308-2218 (636 amino acids)
Biological process (GO): regulation of transcription by RNA polymerase II
Molecular function (GO): RNA polymerase II cis-regulatory region sequence-specific DNA binding; DNA-binding transcription factor activity
Source: RefSeq, a predicted model, not a curated record
UUGUUGUUGCCGUCGCUGGAUCACACGCGUAUCAGAAAAUCAAUUAAGUUAUGAAAAAUACCAUUAAUUGCCUUUCUUUGUCACCGCAGCUCAUGAAGAAAUGGCGGAUCUCCAGACGUUGUGCAUCUGAGGACGAACCCUUCGCACCCAAUGGCGUGUUUUCCGACGACAAAGCCCAGCUCAACCCACGGGGACAUUUACGUCUUCUAGAAAUACUGAAGAAUAUCUCCCAAACGGAUGACAAUGAGUUGAUGGUUUUCGAAGUCUUCGAGAAGACGUUGCAAAAAAGAGAGAGGCUGUCUGGAAGAUGCCAAGAAAAAAACAACAGAAUCCACAGCCAGUCAAGUUGGAUUCAGAAGAUGGUGUAGCCAUUGAAGCUCCGGGAAACCUCAACUUAGACACAGACUUCCUUCUAGGACAAGACCUUGAGUUCGGUGAUCCUGAUCAUGACCACAAGAUUCUAGGCCUGGAAAAGUUCUCAGAAGUAGCUGCUGAGAUCGGUUUCUCUGUGUAUCCUCUGGGUGAGGAGGAGAGCCCUCCCUACAGCCAGCUCAGCAUGGAAAGUGAAACGGACAACUCCCACAGCACAAGCGACAACGGUAGGGAUGACGAGGGCAGCGCAUCCCAGUCCGAGCCCUCUUUUCCUCCCUACCUGUCCUGCAGGGGCUGCGGACAGCUCCGCGAUGAACCUCUGGGGCCGGGCAUAGACCUGGUCGGUCCAUACUGCCUAAGGUGCUGCAAAGCCUCCAGGGAAGCCAAAAGCACGGACUUCUGUUCACCUUUCGGAGGCAUCAGCGGGAUCCGCUCCGGUUCCCAUUUGCACCUCGACGGUGAAGGGUUGGGCAACGGGAUGGAUGACAAAGAAAUGACAGCUGAGGACAAACUGGCCAAGCUGCACCAGUGCCACCUGUGUGGCUUCUCCUCGCGUUACGCCAACCACGUGAAGCGCCACAUGAAGACGCACAACGGGGAGAAGCCCUAUAACUGCCCCUUGUGCACUUACGCCUCGGCCCAGCUGGUCAACCUGCAGAGACACCUGCGCAUUCACACCGGGGAAAAACCUUACAAAUGUGACAUCUGCACGUUCGCCUGCAGUUCCCUUGGCAACCUCAAGAGGCAUCAGCGCAUGCACGUGCCGUCUGCAGGGCCGGGACAGGACAUCCCGCAGCGACCUGCCGGUGGCCAAAUCAGCCUGAAGAGGCAUGUGACUGGGCAAAGACCCAAUGAGGAAGUGUCUUGUUCUUCAGCCAAGGUUUCAGAAGUUACAAGGCCCACUUCAAAUGUGAGUUUGGGAGCCCAGAACAAUGACUACCUAUCAGCCUUUGAUGGCUUAAAGGGGGCAUCACCACCUCCCGUACCAGCCUCUAACCCAGCUCCCGUCCACCAGCCUCCCCCCCCGCUGAACACCACAGACAGCGGGGGCAGCAGCAGCAGGGCGCCCAGAGGGGGCGUAGCGGACGGCGCCGCCCUCGCUCCUUCACUUUUCCCCUACACCUGCCGGCUGUGCGGCAUCGUCCUGGAAGACGAGGACGGCUCCUCGGCCCAGAUCUGUGCCAAGUGUACCCUCGAGAUGCUGACUAAAGACUCCUCGUCGUCUCCCAACAGCCCCGGCGAGCGCAGCGACAAGGUGUACACCUGCGCCGCCUGCCCUUUCCUCACACACUACCCGAACCAUUUGGCGCGCCACAUGAAAACUCACAGCGGCGAGAAACCGUACAAGUGCCCACAGUGCGACUACGCCUCAGCGCACUUCGACAACCUCAAGCGCCACCACAGAGUGCACACAGGCGAGAAACCUUACAAGUGCCAUUUGUGCGAUUACGCCUGCGGGAACCUCGCCAACCUGAAGCGCCACCAGCGGGUGCACUCGGGCGCGAAGCCCUUCCAGUGUGCCGUGUGCAGUUACAGCUGCAACCAGAGCAUGAACCUGAAGCGCCACAUGCUGCGGCACACCGGAGAGAAGCCGUACAAAUGUCAGGAGUGCGGCUACACGACCGGCCACUGGGACAAUUACAAGAGACACCAGAAGAAACACGGCCUGGCCACGGACGGGUGGGUCAAAGUCCCAAUGACCGGCAACGACGAAGAAGAGGACGCGAGGAAAAGGAUGGGAGGGGGCAAUCCAGCUCACAGAAAAGAAACAGGCGUUGAUAUGCAGUAUAUGUCUAGGGAGGGAGGUCAGACACUACACUCGUGCUACAAACUUGAGAUUGUAUAAAAUUUUACUCAGCAAAACUAAGCUACCAGCAUUUUUCUUUUUUUCACAGAGCCUUUAUAUUGUUUUAGUGUGUGUCGGUCUGUUAGUGUUGUCGGAUGUCUUCAGAGGCUGCUAAUUGUUUAUUUGUAGAUCUCGCACAAUUAGUUCUGAAUAUUAUGAUCCGCUUUUUUUUUUUGGGACUAAAUAAAGUGGAUGAGUGGAAUUGUUUUCUACUCUGCGUUUGUGUCAGGACAAAUAUACGUUGUCUACUGUGGAAGCCCUUUGACUGUCUUAUUCUGUACGUUAGGCUAAUUAUAACAAUCCCCUCUCAUAUGACAACACAUAUCUGGUUAUUACAUUAUCAAAUACUCUUCAUUAUAACACAUUUUUGCCUGAACUGUUGAGCUGCACUGUGUAGUUUAUGUUUUUUUUGUUUUUUUAA